AUGCUGCGGCAGCUUUCGGCGCGGCUCUCGCCGCCGACUACUAAGCUUCUGGCGAGGGGAAAUGCGUGGAGCAGGGGGAUGGCGACGGAACCCACGGAGCUAGACCAAAUCACUACUCUCGCCAACGGGCUGCGCGUGGCAUCCGAAGCGUUACCCGGCUCCUUCGCCGGUGUCGGCGUCUACGUCGAAGCCGGCUCUCGUUUCGAAACCCCUUCGCUACGGGGCGUGUCGCACAUCAUGGACCGGCUGGCCUUCAAGAGCACCUCUUCGCACACGGCGGACGCGAUGCUCGAGCGCGUCGAGAAACUCGGCGGCAACAUCCAGUGCGCGUCGUCGCGAGAGUCCAUGAUGUAUCAAGCAGCCACGUUCAACAGCGCGGUCCCUGAAACCGUCUCGCUGCUCGCCGAGACGAUUCGCGACCCCAGAAUCACCGAGGACGAGGUCGCCGAGCAGAUCGAGACGGCACGGUACGAAAUCGCCGAGAUUUGGGGCAAGCCGGAGCUUAUCCUGCCCGAGUUGGUGCACACGGCUGCCUACAAGGACAACACCCUCGGCAAUCCGCUGCUGUGCCCGGAGGAACGGCUGGGCGAGAUCGGCAGAGACACGGCGCUCAAGUACAGAGACGCAUUUUACCGGCCGGAAAGAAUGGUGCUGGCCUUUGCGGGGGUCGAGCACGGGGUUGCCGUGCGGUUGGCGGAGCGCUUCUUUGGCGAUAUGAAGAGCACGAGUCUGCCGGGCGUGAGGGAGUUGACGGGCAGCGAGACGAGCGAGGCCAGCGACACCGACUCGGCAGCUUCUUCUUCCUCGUACACGCCGUCGGCAUCGUCCGCCUCCUCCACAGCCCCUCGGCCGCAUUUCAUGUCCAAGUUCCCAUUCAUCAAGAACCUGUCCACGUCGGCGCCCCGUAGCGCCUCGGUGCUGAACAAUCUGCCCUCUGACACGGCCGCCGUCCCAGCUCACUACACAGGCGGGUUUCUGUCGCUGCCGCCUCGGCCGCCGUCCCUCAACCAGACCAACUUCACGCACAUCCACCUGGCGUUCGAGGGCCUGCCCGUGGGCUCGGACGACAUCUACGCACUGGCGACGCUGCAGACGCUCCUCGGCGGCGGGGGGUCCUUCUCGGCCGGCGGGCCCGGCAAGGGCAUGUACUCGCGGCUGUACACAAACGUGCUCAACCAGCACGGCUGGGUCGAGUCGUGCGUCUCCUUCAACCACGCGUACACGGACUCGGGGCUCUUUGGCAUCUCGGCCUCGUGCCUGCCCGGCCACACGUCCGCCAUACUGGACGUCAUGUGCCAGGAACUGCGGGCGCUCACGCUCGACACGGGCUUCUCGCGCCUGCAGGAAGGCGAGGUGUCGCGCGCCAAGAACCAGCUGCGCUCCAGCCUGCUCAUGAACCUCGAGUCGCGCAUGGUCGAGCUCGAGGACCUAGGGCGCUCCGUCCAGGUCCACGGCCACAAGGUCCCCGUCAGGGACAUGUGCGCGCGCAUCGAGGCCCUCUCCGUCCGCGACCUCCGGAGGGUCGCGAGCAUGGUUGUCAACGGGGCCGUCGGGAAUCCCGGCCGCGGGAGCGGCGCGCCCACCGUCGUCCUCCAGGAGGCGCAGGCGUACGGACUCUCGAGCCACUCCAUGACCUGGGACCAGAUCCAGGAUCGCGUCGACGCUUGGAAGCUGGGCAGGAGCUAG
Metarhizium album ARSEF 1941 is the source of this 1686-nucleotide messenger RNA. Its product is annotated as Peptidase M16, core. The coding region runs from base 1 to 1686 and encodes 561 amino acids. The transcript is spliced from 2 exons. Gene Ontology annotation, cellular component: mitochondrion. Lineage: Eukaryota; Fungi; Ascomycota; Sordariomycetes; Hypocreales; Clavicipitaceae. Gene Ontology annotation, molecular function: metal ion binding; metalloendopeptidase activity. The record is from RefSeq and is a predicted model, not a curated record.